Messenger RNA from Rotaria sp. Silwood2, 1992 nucleotides. The record is from the annotation of a GenBank genome assembly. NCBI's taxonomy places the organism in Eukaryota, Metazoa, Rotifera, Eurotatoria, Philodinida, Philodinidae.
AUGUCUGAAGUACAAAAUAAUAUUAACAAUCAAGAAUCAUUAAAGAUGAAAAUAAAUAUUCGUAUAACUGAAAAUUUUAUUAUCGUUUGGUUAGAUUUGAAAGGUAAUGAAUUGGAUGAAAGUUUAAUGAAUCAACUUCGAAAAAUGAUUAAUUCAAUUAAUGUAUUUUCUGAUACAGUACAAUGUCUUAAUUAUCUUUCUCAAAUUCAACAUGAACAAAUAUUUAUGAUAGUAUCAAAUUUUUUUGAUCGUAAAUUUUUUUCUAAUAUAGAAGAAAUUUCACAAAUUAAUUCAAUUUAUGUAUUAUAUGAUAAAAAAAUUGAUUAUCAAGAAUAUCAAAAACUAAAAGUUUUUAAUAAAAUGGAACUUAUUUGUAAUGAACUUAAACGUGAUAUUUAUUUAUGUCAACGUAGUUUAACUCCAAUUAGUAUUAUAAAUUCAAAUUCAAUAACGAAUUUAAAUGAAUUAGAUGAAACAUUUAUAUGUUCACAGUUAAUUAAAGAUAUUUCAAUUAAUAUGAAUUAUAAUGAAAAUGCAAAAAAAGAACUGGUAGAAUAUUGUCGUGCACAAUAUGCUGAUAAUCGAUAUCAAUUACAUAUUAUUAAUGAAUUUGAACGUGAUUAUAAUCGUCAAUCAUCUAUUUGGUGGUAUACACGAAAUUGUUUUACUUAUUCUAUGAUAAAUAGAGCUUUAAAACUACAAGAUACAGAACUAAUUAUUAGAAUGGGAUUUUUCAUACGAGAUCUUUAUGAACAAAUUGAAGAGAUCUAUUCAAAAAUAGGUAAACAACAUUCAUUAACUGUUUAUCGUGGUCAAGGUAUGUUAAAUGUCGAUUUUGAAAAAUUACUGAAAAAUAAAAAUGGACUUAUAUCAUUUAAUAAUUUUUUUUCUGCAAGUACUGAUCGACAACUAUCAUUAAAUUUUGCUAAACAAUCUCUAAAUAAUGCAAAUUUAACAUCUGUUCUAUUUCAAAUGCAUAUUAAUCCAUUGAUUGCAUCAAGUCCAUUUAUUUCAUUAGAUAAAAUAAGUUAUCAUGCUAAUCAUAAAAAUGGUAUUCUUUUUCCUAUGCAUACGAUAUUUCGAAUAAAUGCAAUCAAACAAAUUGAAAAUCAUUUAUGGCAAAUUAAUUUAACAUUAACAAAUAAUAAAGAUGAACAAAUUACACGUCUUACUGAAUUUACACGUCAAGCUACUGAUGGAGAAACUGGUAUGCAUCGUAUGGCUAAAUUAAUGCUUGCUAUGGGCAAAAUUGAUAAAGCAAAAGAGAUUUAUUUAGCAUUACUUAAAACAACAAAAGAUGAUGAUAAAAAAGAACUUGCUCAUUUACAUCAUCAACUUGCAUAUAUUUAUGAACAAAAAGAUGAUUCAACAAAUGCACUUUCACAUUAUGAUCAAUCACUUAAUAAUUAUUUAACUUAUUUACCAAUCAGUGAUCCAAUACUUUGUUCAACAUAUUCAAAUAUUGGAUUAAUUCUUAAAAAACGAGGAAAUUAUAAUAGUGCUUUAGAAUUUCUUCAACAUGCUCUUGAUAUUGAUCUUAUUGCACCAAAACCUGAUCAACUUGAAAUUGCUAUUCUAUAUAUUAAUAUUGGUGGUGUAUAUGAUGCACAAGGAAAAUUUACAGAAGCUUUAGAAAAUUAUGAAAAUGCACUUGAAAUUGUACGUAAACAUCUUCCACCUUGUCAUCCAUUAAUAGGAGCUACUCAUAAUAAUAUUGGAUUAGUAUAUUCUUCAAUGAAAGAUUAUUCAAAUGCAUUAAUACAUUUUAAAGAAACACUUCAAAUUGAACAAAAAACACUUCCACGUGAUGAUCCAUCAUUAAUUAUGACAUAUACAAAUAUAGCUGGAAUAUUUGAAGAUCUUCAUCAAUAUAAAGAAGCUAUUCAACAUGCUGAAAAAGCUGCUAAUAUUUUACUUAAUACAUUUGAUACUAAUCAUCCACAGAUUACUUUAAUACAAGAAUAUUUGGAACACUUACGACAGAAACAAUAA